Molecule: messenger RNA, 605 nt
Organism: Eimeria tenella
Lineage: Eukaryota; Apicomplexa; Conoidasida; Eucoccidiorida; Eimeriidae
Exons: 4
Source: RefSeq, a predicted model, not a curated record
AUGGGGGGCCCCAUUGGGUACAGCAGCACAGACACGGGGACGCGGCAGCCAGUGGUGAUUAUGCUGCGCCCCAGCAACAGCAGCAGCAGCAGCAGCAGCAGCAACAAAGUGUCUUGCUUCCUCGCGGGAGAAGAAAUAGACAUAAAAGAAAUGCAAAACAAAAUGAAAGAAAUUAUGAGCAGCCAAGGAGAAGCAAUCAGCAACGAAGAACUCGAAGUCGAAAUCGCUGUCCCAAACGGGGUGCACGCGGUGUUCGUGGACCUUCCGGGCUUGAAGGAAGACUCGAAGCAAGGAGCAGCAGCAACUCGCGCGGUGGUUCGCUCUUAUGUGCAGCACAACCCCAACGACCUUUACCUGCUCGUCAAGAAGGCCAGCGACGACCCCGCCAACUGGCCCUGGACCCUCAGGGAGUUCAUACUCGCGCCCAGCCCCAAGGGCCUCGGACUAAGUCCCUCGCAAACUGUCGUGGUGGGCACAAGAGCUCGGGAGUUUUUGCAAAAUGAAAAAAGCGACGUGAAGACGCAGCAGCAGCUGCUGGAGCGCGUUCGAAAGCGCGCAGUGAAGGACGCUUCUGGGGAGAGUUUGCCUUUGUAUCUUCUGGAGUU